Molecule: messenger RNA, 5000 nt
Organism: Stomoxys calcitrans (stable fly)
Lineage: Eukaryota; Metazoa; Arthropoda; Insecta; Diptera; Muscidae
Gene: Frl
Product: formin-like protein
Exons: 9
Coding region: 8-3526 (1172 amino acids)
Biological process (GO): cortical actin cytoskeleton organization; cell migration; regulation of cell shape
Cellular component (GO): cytosol
Molecular function (GO): small GTPase binding; actin filament binding
Source: RefSeq, a predicted model, not a curated record
AUCCAGCAUGGGUACCGUAAAGUCACGGGCAAUAACAUCAGAAGACGAACCAAAUACGAUAGCAUGUACUACUCCAAACUUUCAUGAACACCAUCAGUCAAAAGGCUAUGGCAGCAAUGGAUCUUUCUUGCAAAAAAAUGACUUGCAUUACGACAUGGGAAACAGUUCGAAUUACCACCCCGUUCGUCAACCCAGCGUUAGAAGUAGGAGUCUGCACCCCAUGCCCACAUCUGAAGAAUUGGACCGGAAAUUUACAAAAGUAUUGGCUUCAAUGGAUUUACCUCCCGAUAAGGCGAAACUACUGAAAAAUUACGAUGACGAAAAAAAGUGGGACAUUAUUUGUGAUCAGGAAAUGGUUCAAGCGAAGGAUCCACCGUCACAUUAUUUAACUAAGUUACGAACGUAUUUGGACCCAAAGGCUUCCCGAAGUCAUCGGCUUUACUUUCUUUACUUUUUCUGCCAGAAAAGGAAAAUGGUCGGCGAAUCGACUUCCACCCAAGUUUUACGUGAUUUGGAAAUUUCAUUGCGAACUAAUCACAUCGAAUGGGUUAAGGAGUUCCUUGAUGAUACUAAUAGGGGACUUGAUGCUUUGGUCGAUUAUUUAAGCUUUCGCCUUCAAAUGAUGCGUCAUGAACAGAGAGUUCAAGAAUCUCUCAGUGAAUCCGAUGAGCGGCUCAAUUUUAACAAUAGCGGUGAUGGAGUGGGUGCUGUGUCAUUAAAUGGAACAUCGACCUUGGGUGGAGUUAGCAGUUCAAACCUGUUGGAGUCUUCACGUUAUCAACAUGGAAAUUCUUCAACGUUUAAUGCGAUAUCCAACAGUAUUUUGAGACCAUCUCUUUUGGAUGUUCUCGAUACACCGAGUGUUAGAAGACGUUCGCGUCAUAUUGCUAAAUUAAAUAUGGGUGCCUCGACAGAUGACAUUCAUGUUUGUAUAAUGUGCUUACGUGCAAUAAUGAAUAAUAAAUAUGGAUUCAACAUGGUUAUCCAGCACCGUGAGGCCAUAAAUUGUAUCGCGCUUAGUUUGAUACACAAGUCACUGCGUACAAAAGCAUUAGUUCUGGAACUACUAGCCGCAAUUUGUUUGGUCAAAGGAGGGCACGAAAUAAUUUUGUCAGCAUUUGACAAUUUCAAGAACAUUUGCCAAGAGACCCAUCGAUUUCAAACUCUUAUGGAAUAUUUUAUGAACUUCGAAGCAUUUAAUAUAGAUUUUAUGGUAGCAUGCAUGCAGUUUAUGAAUAUUGUCGUUCAUUCUGUGGAGGAUAUGAACUAUCGUGUUCAUUUGCAGUACGAGUUUACCGCGUUGGGGCUUGAUAAAUAUUUGGAAAAGCUCAGACUCACUGAAUCCGAAGAACUGAAAGUCCAAAUAUCAGCAUAUUUAGAUAAUGUAUUUGAUGUCGCCGCCUUAAUGGAGGAUUCCGAAACAAAAACAGCUGCACUUGAGCGUGUUCAGGAAUUGGAGGAUCAAAUUGAACGCGAAAUAGACAGAAAUUCUGAGUUGUUGUAUAAAUUGGCUGAAGUGGAUACUGAAGUUCGGUUUCUUAAAGCAGACCGCGAAGAUCUCUUAGCUACAAAGUUAAAAUUUGAUGAGGAGGUUACGACGCUUCGUCGUAUUUUAAAGCAGAAUGAGCAAGAGUUGAAAAAGCGGGAGUCCUUGCUACAGAGUAAAAAUUUAGAGCUGCAAACAUUAACACGGUCUUUGCCUCGGUCAACUUCAAAUAUAGCGAAUGAAUUGGACAUUAACACUUGUGCCAAAGAAUCUCCAGUGGAAUGUGUGUCACCGCCUCUUCCUCCUCCUCCUCCUCCACCACACUCACAUGAACAAGCAACAUGUUUGCCACCUCCUCCACCACCACCAGCACCGCCGGCACCACCGCCACCUCCUCUCGGAAGCGGUUUAACACCAAAUGCAUUUACUCCGCCAGUUCCACCACCAUCACAACGUGCCUUGCCACACCAAAACAGCACUUCGAUGAUUUUCCAGCCACCUCCACCACCUGUAGCUGGUUUUAUGCCAGCUCCUGACGGUGCUAUGACAAUCAAAAGAAAAGUGCCUACAAAAUAUAAACUGCCAACUUUAAACUGGAUAGCACUAAAACCAAACCAGGUGCGCGGUACAAUCUUCAACGAGUUGGAUGAUGAAAAAAUAUACAAAUAUAUUGAUUUUAACGAAUUUGAAGAGCGUUUUAAAAUUGGCGUCGGAGGCGGCUUGUCUUCUGGCAGCAACUCAGAGGUAGAUGGAACACUUCAAUCAUAUCCAAGCAAACGGUUUAAGAAACCUGACAAUAUAUCAUUAUUGGAACACACGAGAUUACGAAAUAUUGCAAUAUCUCGCAGAAAGUUGGAUAUGCCAAUUGACGAGGUUAUUUCCGCAAUACAUAGUUUGGAUUUGAAAAAAUUGUCAUUGGAAAAUGUAGAGCUUUUACAAAAAAUGGUCCCAACGGAUGUGGAAGUAAAAAGCUACAAAGAAUAUAUUAUUGAACGGAAAGAUCAAAAUCUUUUAACAGAAGAAGAUAAAUUCAUGCUUCAGUUGUCCAAAGUGGAGAGAAUAUCAUCGAAAUUGUCCAUAAUGAAUUACAUGGGUAAUUUUUUCGAUUGCUUGCAUUUGAUAUGCCCGCAAAUACAAUCCAUAACCUCGGCAUCAACUUCCCUAAAACAAUCACGAAAAUUUAAAGCCCUGCUGGAAAUUGUGUUGGCGUUUGGAAAUUAUUUAAACAGCAACAAGCGUGGACCAGCUUACGGAUUUAAGCUGCAAUCUUUGGAUACCUUAAUUGAUACAAAAUCGACAGAUAAGCGUUCAUCUUUGCUGCACUACAUAGUUGCAACAAUACGUCAGAAAUUCCCAGAAUUGCUAAAUUUCGAAUCUGAACUUUACUGCACGGACAAAGCUGCCCAAGUUUCUCUUGAGAACAUAGUAACAGAUGUUCAUGACUUAGAGAAAGGCAUGGAAUUGGUGAAGAAAGAGGCUGAGUUGCGCGUGAAAGGUUCACAAACGCAUAUUCUGCGUGACUUUUUAAACAAUUCCGAAGACAAGUUGAAAAAAAUUAAAAUGGAACUGAAGAUGGCUCAGGAUGCAUUUAAAGAAUGUGUUGAGUAUUUCGGAGAGUCGUCACGCAAUGCUGAUGCAGCUGCUUUCUUCUCAUUAAUUGUACGGUUUUCCCGAGCAUUUAAAGCAUACGAUCAAGAAAAUGAACAACGAAGACGAUUGGAACAAGCAGCCGCAGCAGCAGCUUCCAAAAAAGAAAGCGAACAAGUUCAAUUACGUAACAAAUCCAAUCAAAAAAAGCAGCAGUUUUCCGCUGGAAUAUGUUUACAGGACGCUGUCAUUAACGAAUUGAAAUGUAAGGCGAAUUCAGUCCGAGAGAAAAAACUUUUGCAGCAAGAUGAAGUGUAUAACGGUGCUCUUGAAGAUAUAUUACUCGGUCUUAAGAGUGAACCAUAUCGACGUGCCGAUGCAGUUAGACGUAGUCAGCGUAGGCGUAUUGAUAAUAAUCGCCUUUCACGUACUCUCGAGGAGCUUGACGUCUAGAGAAACACAUUUACCAGCCAAACGAUAUGUAUUUGAACUCAUAGUAUACAAAGAUCACCUGAAGUGCAAGGCAGCCUAGAAGAAAAUUUGAAGCGAAUACUCGUAUUUAAUUUUAUUUUGAUAUGUUUGUAUUGCAUAUCUGUUGUGCAGCUUCGAAUAUGGAAAAUUUGGAACGAAUAUUCGUAUUUAAUUUUAUUUUGAUAUGUUGGUAUUGCAUAUCUUUUGUGCAGCUUCGAAAUAUGUACACAAUACGCUAUCUUGCACAUGGGUUGAUCGUUUACAAAAAUAAUAAUCGAAUAAUAUAUUCGAUAUAAAAUUAUUUUACCAUUUGCUAAAGACGACACAUAUGACUUAUUUUUUACACGCACAUGCGUUUAUUACAUUCCCUUGCAAUCAAACCGAAAUAUCUCCCGAACCAAUAUUAUCGACAUGUUGCGUUGUAUUUAGUUAAUCUAGUAUUUAAUUAGUAUCACUUUAGAAACAUAUUUUAUAUUGGUGCGAACGAUACAUGUAGUUCAUAUGCUUUUGAAAUUAAAUCUGCAAAUUCACUCCGUAUUAAAGAAAAAUAAAUCGAUGAGCCAGAUAGUGAAGAUAACCAUUAUCAAUAUAUGUUGUUCGCUUCGAAUCGCUUCUUACGAAGCCAAUUGACUAUUCAAAGAUUUUUCCCGAGGCUGUCCCUUUUAAUAGACGAUAGAAAGUUACAAAUGUCUUUAAAUUCUGAGACAUUUUGUUUAAUUUUAACGUGUUGUUUAAUACUUCUUUCUAAAUUCAUCCAUUUUAUAAAUGGGCAAAAUAUUGUAUAUAAAACCUAGCGCAUAUAAUGUUCUCCGUGGCCUUUCUGUAUUUUAGUUUCAGGCAACUAAAAUGUUGUAAUCUUUCAAAUGGUUGAUAACCACACUCUCUGCACUUAUUGAGAAUGAUAAAUAGAUAAAUCUUAUGUGCAUUCUGCAAGUUAGAGUGUUUAAACUGGAGUGAAUUUUGGAAUAUUUUUUUUAAAAAUCUCGAACUAGCAUCGUUUUCAUACCGUAUUAACAUUUUAAUCGUUUUUAUUAUAUACGUUUGCAUAUAAGUUUUAUAUUUGAUUGUUUGGCAUAUGUUGCACGUAUACUUUGUGUACAUCUUCGUUUUGAUAUUUUAACCUUAAAUAUUUUGUAGUAAUACAUCUAAGACAUGGACACUCGUUUAAGGUAAAAUUACUUCAAAUUUAUUACAUUUCUUUAUUAUAUUACACACAAGGAGUUAAAGGCUGCGAAGUCUUUGUUCGUAUCAUAUUCGUUUUUAAAGAAAGAUUUUGGUUCCAAAAUACAACUCGGGACUUUUGUUUUAUAUAUCCGCAUAUUUAAGACACCUCAUUUUCAAAACGAGCGUAUGGUGUGAUUAAAUAUCAGUUUAUUUAUUUUGUAUUCGUGUCUUAUUUAUUGCUUAUGCAGUUUUUUUACUACAUUUUAAGAAAUAAAUUUUUUACUAUUUAUAA